CGACCUGUUGGAUGCCGCAGUCGACUUGAAACAUCAUGGUGUUCAACUUCAAAGUUUUCAAGAAGUGCUCUCCCAACGGCAAAAUCACCGUCUACCUCGGAAAGAGGGAUUUCGUCGAUCACGUCAGUGGUGUCGAACCGAUAGAUGGUGUUGUGCUACUCGACUCAGAAUAUCUAAACGGUAGGAAGGUUUACGGCCAGGUUGUGUGCUCCUUCCGUUAUGGACGCGAGGAGGAUGAGGUUAUGGGCCUCAACUUCCAAAAAGAUCUGUUUUUCGCCAACGAACAGAUCUACCCGGCAACGAAGAAGGAUGAAAACCUGACCAAGCUGCAGGAACGACUGAUCAAGAAGCUGGGCUCCAACGCCUUCCCCUUCACCUUCCAGCUGCCGACCACUGCUCCAGGGUCGAUCACCCUGCAGCCCGGCGCCGAAGAUGCCGGCCAGCCUUGCGGAGUCAACUACUACGUUAAGAUUUUCACUGGAGAAAGCGACACUGACCGCAGCCACAAGAGGAGCACCGUGGCUCUUGGCAUCCGAAAAAUCCAGUACGCGCCAUCCAAGAUGGGCCGUCAGCCGUGCACUGUGGUGCGCAAAGACUUUAUGCUGAGCCCUGGAGAGCUCGAACUAGAGGUCACGCUGGAUAAGCAGCUGUAUCACCAUGACGAGAAGAUCGCCGUCAACAUCUGCAUCCGCAACCACAGCAACAAGCUGGUCAAGAAGAUUAAGGCCAUGGUCCAGCAGGGAGUCGACAUUUCCGUCUUCCAGAACGGACAGUUCCGCUCCACUGUUGCUGAAAUGGAAACAGCUGAGGGCUGUCCCGUGCAGCCUGGAUCGUCCCUGUCCAAGGUGAUCUACCUGAAGCCGACCCUGAGCUCCAACAAGGACCGCCGCGGCAUCGCCCUAGACGGCCAGCUGAAGCAUGAGUCCACCAACUUGGCUUCGACCACCCUGCUUCCUUCACAGGACACCGAUGCGUUCGGCAUUGUCGUCUCCUACACUGUCAAGGUCAAGCUGUAUCUUGGAGCCCUGAGCGGAGAACUAGCUGCUGAGCUGCCGUUCGUUCUCAUGCACCCAAAGCCCACUGGCAAAUCCGUGUGUCGUGCUGACAGCACUGCCGACGUAGAAACUUUCCACCAAGAGUCGGUCGACUGCCCAGAGACCAUUCCAGAGUAAAGGAAACCACAAAAAAAUCGAAAACCGGCUGUUGUUGCUGCUGCUGCCCCUGCUGCCCUGUGUAUUCCGAUAACUCAACCAAUAUGCAAACUUGAGCAGAAUAUUCUUCUAUAACUAAUUGUGUCACUCGUGGAUUGGAGAGGUUGUAAUAAAAUCGUUGCAACGAA
Cloeon dipterum is the source of this 1339-nucleotide messenger RNA. It is a transcript of the gene Arr1, whose product is annotated as arrestin 1. Gene Ontology annotation, molecular function: G protein-coupled receptor binding. The transcript has 7 exons. Lineage: Eukaryota; Metazoa; Arthropoda; Insecta; Ephemeroptera; Baetidae. The record is from RefSeq and is a predicted model, not a curated record. The coding region runs from base 36 to 1172 and encodes 378 amino acids. Gene Ontology annotation, biological process: G protein-coupled receptor internalization; signal transduction. Gene Ontology annotation, cellular component: cytoplasm.